Messenger RNA from Coregonus sp. 'balchen', 11403 nucleotides. The record is from the annotation of a GenBank genome assembly. NCBI's taxonomy places the organism in Eukaryota, Metazoa, Chordata, Actinopteri, Salmoniformes, Salmonidae.
GUUUCUUUCGUCACUAGACAACCCGGAAGCGUCAAUUUCACCUCAAAGGACAGGGGCAUGACUCUGUUGCUCUCUUUAUAAAGUGUAAGUUUACGGAAAAUGUGCUACUUUCAUUAAUUCAUACGUUUUCCAUUAGGAACAGCCAUUAUAGCUAGUAAGCUAGCAGACAGACAGUUAUGUGGUCUUCUUAGCAGCAAGUAGUAACGUUAGCUAGCUAGCUAAGCUUAUCAAAUGUAGGCAUUUAUUUUUUAAUAAUAGCGAGGCAACUGUCAUAAGCCAUUUGAGCAUUUGCACAUACGUCCACCUGUUUCUUCUGGUUCUCGCAUGUAUAGCAAACAUAUAAUACUGUCUGUCAAUGCAAUGCACUUACACUUUCCUUUUCUGACUCAAGGGCAAUGGCAUGGGGAGUGGUGUUGAGGGGUUUCUUGCCUCUGUGUCUACGUCGACUUGCCUGCUUGACCACAAACACUUACAUGGGCGCAAGGAUUCGUCCAGUACGCACAGACCUGACGGUGCCAUGUCGCUACCCUCUUUGGACAACACAUCCUGUAAGAACACUACAUCUGUGCCCUAACUUGUGUGCUGGCCAUAAUAAAUGGUCAAAGGUGAAAAAUAUAAAAGGACCCAAAGAUGCAGCCCGGAGUCGAAUGUUCAUGAAGUUUGGGAUGAUGAUAAGAAUUGCAGUCAAAGGUAAGCUUGACUGACAACUUGUUUGCUCCAAUUCAAUGCACUACAUGUGAGCAUUAUGAGGAAUGUUUUGACUGGUGCUGCAUCAACCAUUCCCAUGUUUUGCUUGUUAAUUCUGUCUUCUACAGAAGGGGGAUCUAGUAACCCAGAAUUCAAUCUAGCAUUGGCGAAUGUAGUGGAGCAAUGCCGAGGCAAGAACAUGCCCAAAGUGUCCAUAGAAGCUGCCAUCAAAGGGGCGGUAAGUUGAUGGCAUGAUCAAAGUUAAAUGUUUUGGUAACACUUAUAUAACACUUAAAUAAAAUGCAUUAUGAUGCAGUUACACUGAACACACAUAUAAACGCAACAUGCAACAAUUUCAAAGAUUUUACUGCGUUACAGUUCAUAUAAGGAAAUCAGUCAAUUUAAUUGAAUUCAUUAGGCCCUAAUCUAUGGAUUUCACAUGAAUGGGAAUACAGAUAUGCAUCUUUUGGUCACAGAUACCUUUAAAAAAAGGUAGGGGCGUGGACAGAAAACCAGUCAGUAUCUGGUGUGACCACCAUUUGCCUCAAGCAGUGUGACAUCUCCUUCGCAUAGAGUUGAUCAGUCUGUUGAUUGUGGCCUGUGAAAUGUUGUCCCACUCCUCUUCAAUGGCUGUGCGAAGUUGCUGGAUAUUGGUGGGAACUACCCCACCGCCACCAUAGGGGACUCUGUUCACAGUGUUGACAUCAGCAAACCGCUCGCCCACACGACAACAUACACGCUGGCGUUGUUGAAACCGGGAUUCAUCCGUCAUGAAGAGCACACUUCUCCAGCGUGCCAGUGGCCAUCAAAGGUGAGCAUUUGCCCACUGAAGUCAGUUAAGACGCCGAACUGCAGUCAGGUCAAGACCCUGGUGUGUCAGACGGUUUCUGACAGUUUGUGCAGAAAUUCUUCAGUUGUGCAAAUCCACAGUUUCAUCAGCUGUCUGGGUGGCUGGUCUCAGACGAUCCCACAGGUGAUGAAGCCGGAUGUGGAGGUCCUGGGCUGGCGUGGUUACACGUGGUCUGCUGUUGAGGCCAGUUGGACGUACUGCCAAAUUCUCUAAAAUGACGUUGGAGGCGGCUUAUGGUAGAGAAAUGAACAUUCCAUUUUCUGGCAACAGCUCUGGUGAACAUUCCUGCAGUCAGCAUGUCAAUUGCACGCUCCCUCAAAACUUGAGACAUCUGUGGCAUUGUGUUGUGUGACAAAACUGCACAUUUUAGUGGCCUUUUAUUUUUCCCAGUACAAGGUGCACCUGUGUAAUGAUCAUAAUGUUUAAUCAGCUUCUUGAUAUGCCACACCUGUCAGGUGGAUGGAUUAUCUUGGCAAAGGAGAAAUGCUCACUAACAGGGAUGUAAACAAAUUUGUGCACAAAAUUAGAGAGAAAUGAGCAUUUUGUAUAUGGAACAUUUCAGGGAUAUUUUAUUUCAGCUCAUGAAACAUGGGACCAACACUUUACAUGUUGUAUUUAUAUUUUUGUUCAGUGUAAUGAAUUGUAAGACUUGUCAUGAGCAUGUAUGACAACCGCAGUGUUACGGAUGUGUUCACUCAACUGUACCUUUUUACCCUGGUUACACGUGUCUGCUACAUUGAAUCUGCACGUUGUCUAUCCCAUAAGUACUUCCAUUAUGUGAAACGCUUUUGUCCAGAGGUGGGACCAAGUCACUAUUAUUCGAAUCACAAGCAAGUCACAAGGUCUGAGUAUCAAGUCGAGUCCCAAGUAGAACGGGUCGAGUCUCAAGUCAAGUCCCGGUCGUGCAUUCUAAGAGCAAGUCGAGUAAAAAAAGAUCUAUACAUGCAAUGACUUGUUCAACUACAAAUAUUUGUCUUUGAGGCUACCAGACAGCCCUUUUGAUUAUUAUGUAAUAAUAAAUGACAAACUCCAAAUUCAAGCUUCAUAAGUAAAUGAUCAAUUUCGAGCAAUUUUGACAUACCAAAAGACCAGUAGGCCUAUACUAGUAAUUUUUGCUUGAUGCCCCAUUGCUGGUGAGCUUGCAAAGUAAACAUUCUUAGUUAAAGUUAAUAUUCUUGAUCACCAUUUUAUUUUUGGAGCUGCAUAUUUCUUUAUGCCAGUUUUUGACCUCUCUCCCUACAAACUGUUUUUGACCCGCAACCCCCAAAAAGGAGUGGUUCAAUGCUGUUGACCCUGCGCCCGCACAUGAACGCGCGCACAUUCGCUGCACAAAUGUAGCCUGUCAUUACAGCCGUAAACGAUGAUGCAUUUAAAAAAUGCAAAAUACAGAGAUUAACUCAGUUUUACACCUGCAUUUUGAGCUUAGUCAUUCAUGUUAGCAGUCAAUAUCAACGUCACUUCUCUGGAGUCAAGAGCAAGCAGGAUCAUACGGACUAGGGCUGUGCCUAUAUGGCCAUACUCGUAAUCGUAGCCUAUCCGUAAAUUAACAGUUGAUAGUCAGAUUGGAAAAAACUUAAGUGUUUUAAUUUUACUAAGUAGAUGUUAGCAAAAUAACUCCCUUCGCAUUCUCACAGCAAAAAUACCUGCAGAUUAGCGACAGCGCGCGGAGGGGUGUGUAUCUGUCUGUGUGUCCUCAACUUGCAGUGGGCAGCCAAGUUUGCUGUCACUCAGUCAGAAUGCGAAUCAGGGUUACAUUUUUUGCCCUACCCUUGCCCCGCUUGUUAGAUAUUCUGAAACUAACUGCAGCUCUUUGUUAAGUGUUGCUGUCAUUUCAGUCGCUGUGGUAGCUGACGUGUAUAGUGUUGAGUCAUCCGCAUACAUAGACACACUGGCUUUACUCAAAGCCAGUGGCAUGUCGUUAGUAAAGAUUGAAAAAAGUAAGGGGCCUAGACAGCUGCCCUGGGGAAUUCCUGAUUAUACCUGGAUUUUGUUGGAGAGGCUUCCAUUAAAGAACACCCUCUGUGUUCUGUUAGACAGGUAACUCUUUAUCCACAAUAUAGCAGGGGGUGUAAAGCCAUAACACAUACGUUUUUCCAGCAGCAGACUAUGAUCGGUAAUGUCAAAAGCCGCACUGAAGUCUAACAAAACAGCCCCCACAAUCUUUUUAUCAUCAAUUUCUCUCAGCCAAUCAACAGUCAUUUGUGUCAGUGCUGUGCUUGUUGAAUGUCCUUCCCAAUAAGCGUACUGAAAGUAUGUUGUCAAUUUGUUUACUGUAAAAUAGCAUUUUAUCUGGUCAAACACCAUUUUUUCAAAAGUUUACUAAGGGUUGGUAACAGGCUGAUUGGUCGGCUAUUUAAGCUUGUUAAGGGGGCUUUACUAUUCUUAGGUAGGGGAAUAACUUAUGCUCCCCUCCAGGCCUGAGGGCACACACUUUCUAGUUGGCUUAAAUUGAAGAUAUGGCAAACAGGAGUGGCAAUAUCGUCCACUAUUAUCCUCAGUAAUUUUCCAUCCAAGUUGUCAGACCCCAGUGGCUUGUCAUUGUUGAUCGACAAUAAUACUUUUUUCACCUCUUCCACACUUACUUUACGGAAUUCAAAAUGACAAUGCUUGUCUUUCAUAAUUUGGUCAGAUAUACUUGGAUGUGUAGUGUCAGCGUUUGUUGCUGGCAUGUCAUGCCUAAAUUUGCUAAUCUUGCCAAUGAAAAAAUAAUUAAAGUAGUUGGCAAUAUCAGUGGGUGUUGUGAUGAAUGAGCCUUCUGAUUCAAUGAAUGAUGGAGCGAAGUUUGCCUUUUUGCCCAACAUUUCAUUUAAGGCACUCCAAAUCUUUGUACUAUCAUUCUUUGUCAUUUAUCUUUGUUUCAUAGUGCAGUUUCUUCUUUUUAUUCAGUUUAGUCACAUGAUUUCUCAAUUUGCAGUAUGUUUGAUAAUUUUUCUUGCUUUACUGGGAAGCUUAGCAGAGGUAGACAUACUCUGGUUAUUUUUAUUAGUGCAGGGUGAGCUGCACACAAUGGACUUCCUACUUGGGCACACCACCUCAGUGCUAACAAUAUUACUCUGGUUCAUAGGCAUACAGUGAGGGAAAAAAGUAUUUGAUCCCCUGCUGAUUUUGUACGUUUGCCCACUGACAAAGAAAUCAUCAGUCUAUAAUUUUAAUGGUAGGUUUAUUUAAACUGUGAGAGACAGAAUAACAACAACAAAAUCCUGAAAAACGCAUGUCAAAAAUGUUAUCAAUUGAUUUGCAUUUUAAUGAGGGAAAUAAGUAUUUGACCCCUCUGCAAAACAUGAUUUAGUACUUGGUGGCAAAGCCUUCAGCUCCCUCCACAGAUUUUCUAUGGGAUUAAGGUCUGGAGACUGGCUAGGCUACUCCAGGACCUUAAUGUGCCUCUUCUUGAGCCACUCCUUUGUUUCCUUGGCCAUGUGUUUUGGGUCAUUGUCAUGCUGGAAUACCAUCCACGACCAUUUGCAAUGCCCUGGCUGUAUAAAAGACACCUGUCCACAGAAGCAAUCAAUCAAUCAGAUUCCAAACUCUCCACCAUGGCCAAGACCAAAGAGCUCUCCAAGGAUAUCAGGGACAAAUUGUAGACCUUUACAAGGCUGGGAUGGGCUACAAGACCAUCGCCAAGCAGCUUGGUGAGAAGGUGACAACAGUUGGUGCGAUUAUUCGCAAAUGGAAGAAACACAAAAGAACAGUCAAUCUCCCUCGGCCUGGGGCUCCAUGCAAGAUCUCACCUCGUGGAGUUGCAAUGAUCAUGAGAACAGUGAGGAAUCAGCCCAGAACUACACGGGAGGAUCUUGUCAAUGCUCUCAAGGCAGCUGGGACCAUAGUCACCAAGAAAACAAUUGGUAACGCACCAUGCCGUGAAGGACUGAAAUCCUGCAGCGCCUGCAAGGUCACCCUGCUCAAGAAAGCACAUAUACAGGCCCGUCUGAAGUUUGCCAAUAAACAUCUGAAUGAUUCAGAGGAGAACUGGGUGAGAAUGUUGUGGUCAGAUGAGACCAAAAUCGAGCUCUUUGGCAUCAACUCAACUCGCCGUGUUUGGAGGAGGAGGAAUGCUGCCUAUGAUCCCAAGAACACCAUCCUCACUGUCAAACAUGGAGGUGGAAACAUUAUGCUUUGGGGGUGUUUUUCUUUUAAGGGGACAGGGCAACUUCACCGCAUCAAAGGGACGAUGGACGGGGCCAUGUUCCGUCAAAUCUUGGGUGAGAACCUCCUUCCCUCAGCCAAGGCAUUGAAAAUGGGUCGUGGAUGGGUAUUCCAGCAUGACAAUGACCCAAAACACACGGCCAAGGCAACAAAGGAGUGGCUCAAGAAGAAGCACAUGAAGGUCCUGGAGUGGCCUAGCCAGUCUCCAGACCUUAAUCCCAUAGAAUAUCUGUGGAGGGAGCUGAAGGUUUGAGUUGCCAAACAAGGGUUUUGCCACCAAGUACUAAGUCAUAUUUUGCAGAGGGGUCAAAUACUUAUUUCCCUAAUUAAAAUGCAAAUCAAUUUCUAACAUUUUUGACAUGCGUUUUUCUGGAUUUGUUGUUAUUCUGUCUCUCACUGUUCAAAUAAACCUACAAUUAAAAUUAUAGACUGAUCAUGUCUUUGUCAGUGGGCAAACGUACAAAAUCAGCAGGGGAUCAAAUACUUUUUUCCCUCACUGUAUGAGUACUGCACACAAUAGCUAUAGGAUCAGCAGAGGCAUUCCGGGCAGUAAGAGGGACAUAAAUUAGGUUAUUUACAUUUUGUCUUUCAACGCCCCUAGGAUAAUGUACAUUUGCUGAAUCAUUAUGACAACUCAGCGACACAAUGGUAGGGAUUAAAUGAGCUGGUCUUGGGUCAUUGAUAAGUCAUUGCCUCAACGCAGCCUUAUAAUGCUGUGAAAGGAUCCAGGAACCCAAAUGAUUUGGGUGGAUCCCAUCCUCCUUAUAAUUAUCUCCACCUCGUGUUGAGAUUCAAAGUUCCAAUCAUUUUAAACGUGUAGCAGCCGCUUUCACAUUUUCUGGUCUGAUGUGUUCAUUUAUAAUCCGUCCUUUAUACACUCUGCUCGAAAAGGGGCGGUUCCGUCAGGCUGACACUCUCUCUGACCUCACUCGAGGCGUGACUUGUCCCUGUGCAAAGCUCAUGAAAAACUAUUAUCUCUUAUAGCGUUCUCAAAUCACAUCCCUCUCUUAACAAAAAUACUUAUUUUUCAUAUUACAUGCACAACGUAUAGGAUGGAAACUUCCAACAUGUAGUGGGUAUACUUUCCAAGUUACAGUAUUUCCUUUAUAACAUUUUUAAUGACAUCACAAAAUAACAAACAAUAUGACAUUAGUGUUCUAUAGAUCGCCUCCGACCAUUCCCCACGUUCUACGUUAGGAAUAUUAUUCCAGUAUUCGCUUUUGAUCGUGCUAAAGUUUCAGCGGGAAAAGGUUUGUUGAAACAAAGACAUUCCUUUGGGGGAUCUUGAAAGGGAGAGCCUGGCCUUCUUUGUUGAUUUACAACAGGGUGUGAGCUGUUAAUCCUACUGCAGGAAUAAUACGCUCAUCCGGCUCCAGAGACGUGCUCCGACCACCAACUGUAUCAUAUGUGCUCGCAGGAAAAUAGAUCACAUGCUGCAUAGCGAAGAAAAAUACAUGUUUAGAACUGAUAAUUGAUCUCAUGGUGCAAGAAUGAAUGUAAUGUAAUGUAAUGUAAUGUAAUAUUUUAUGUUCUUGAUGGACACUUGUCUGGCUACCAAGACUCCUUGCUCUGGCCAAACACUACGCCACGCCCACGGACGUUAGUUUCUUCUCCGCAAUGAGUCUUGAUCUGAGCACCGCCCCGACCCUUCACCGAAUAUGAACAAAUUGAGGGCCAUCUGAUUGGUCCAGAAACCGAUGGGUUGAGCCAGAGCCAGAACACACGUGGGUAAAUCUGCGGUUUGAAAAUUCAUCAUUGGCUUUGAUACUCUGAUUGGUUAGACGAUCCAAUCGUUGAUGUCUUUGUUUUGUACAACACUCCUCGUGCCCCUCGUCACCACAAACGACAUCAAUGAUGGCAGUCUCAGAUUAAAGUAUGUAGCGAAUGACAGAGCAGCAGAAUCAUUUAGUUUAUCCUCAGGCUAGAUGGAUACAUCUUUCUAGAAACAAAACAGCCUACACAGCCUCCAUCUGCUCAACAAACUCAAACUACUUGUUUUGGGGAGCUGCUACAGUUUACAAAUCUCCCUCGUGGCAGUCAAGUCAUUCUGUCAAGAGUCGUUCACAAUCUAGUCCGGUUGUGGCCGCAACUAGACCUCGUUUCAAAGGUAUCAAGAAAUAAUCGUAUUUGUCUGCCUAGCAAUCACAAAUGUACAUUGUUUGAGGCACACUUUUGUAAGUCUCAGUCAGAAAUGACAGCUCCAAUAAGCCCCCUAUGGUGAACGAGAGGCUUGUAGAAUCAUGAGUCUUUCAAGUUUUUAUCUCAUUGUUCGCAAGUAGGGGGUCCUGCGUGCUCUGGGGCAUUACUGAAUAAAAUAAACAAAGAUUUGUUCAUUUUACUGAACAAGUUGAAAAGAUCUCUCAGUAAAAAGAUUCGAACUUCCCAUCACUACUGGAUAUGUGUGCCCGCCUUUGCGUGCCAGUGCUGAUGACUGGUCAUUGGUCAACAGUCAAGCACAGAUUAGAUGUUCGAGACAAGAAUUUGGUGCAAUGCCGUAGGCCUAUGUUAGUGACCACAUCGAAUAGGCAAAGGUAUAACUAUACUGUUUCAAAGAUUUUACUGAGUUACAGUUCAUAUAAGGAAAUCAGUCAAUUGAAAUAAAUAAAUGUAUCUAUGGAUUUCACUUUACUGGGAAUACAGAUAUGCAUCUGUUGGUCACAGAUACCUUAAAAAUAAUGGGCCUCAGGAUCUCGUCACGGAAUCUCUGUGCAUUCAUAUUGCCAUCGAUAAAAUGCAAUUGUGUUCAUUGUCCAUAGCUUAUGCCUGCCCAUACCAUAACCCCACCGCCACCAUGGGGCACUCUGUUCACAACGUUGACAUCAGCAAACCGCUUGCCCACACGACGCCACACACGUGGUCUGCGGUUGUGAGGCCAGUUGGACGUACUGCCAAAUUCUCUAAAACGACAUUGGAGGCAGCUUAUGGUAUAGAGAAAUUAAUAUUACAUUCUAUGGCAACAGCUCUGGUGGACAUUCCUGCAGUCAGCAUGCCAAUUGCACGCUCCCUCAACUUGACACUUCUGUGGCAUUGUGUGACAAAACUGCACAUUUGAGUGGCCUUUUAUUUUCCCCAGCACAAGGUGCACCUUUGUAAUGAUCAUGCUAUUUAAUCAGCUUCUUGAUAUGCCACACCUGUCAGGUGUAUGGAUUAUCUUGGCAAAGGAGAAAUGCUCACUAACAGGGACGUAAACAAAUUUGUGAACAGAAUUUGAGAGAAAUAAGCAUUUUGUAUAUGGAAAAUUUCAGGGAUAUUUUAUUUCAGCUCAUGAAACAUGGGACCAACACUUUACAUGUUGCGUUUAUAUUAUUGCUCAGUGUAUAAAAUACAAAUGGUAGUAGGCUAUAUGUAGCCUAUUAAAAUAUUUAUGCAUAAAACGAAUCCCCAUUCAGUUUCACACUCACAACCCUGUAAAAAACGUUUGAUUGACAGUUUGCUGGUCCAAUCUGUUGCACUUUAUUUAUUUAUUUUUUGCAUGUGUGAUGCUGCGGCUACUGUCUCUGGCUGCGUGGAAAGUAAUAAACAGAGACUCUGUGCCACAAAAUGAGUGACAAAACAUUACAAAACCUGGCCAGGCAAUUUCAAGUCAUCAGAUCAAGUCGAGUCCCAAGUCUUGAGGCUCCAAGUUAUUUUAUUUUCUAUCAAGCCAAGUCAUCAAGUUUGUGAUUUGAGUCAGACUCGAGUCUAAGUCAUGUGACUCGAGUCCACACCUCAUCUUUUGUCCUCUUCUCAGGAAAAGUCAAAGACAGGAACCCAGCACACGUAUGAAGCCAGGGGCCCUGGUGGCUGCAUGCUGCUCAUCGAUAUACUAACUGACAACAACACCCGAAGUCUCCAGGACCUCAGACAUCUGCUCAACAAACACGGGUCAGACCAGGGGGAGGGGGUUGGUAAAUGUUUUAAGUGUUUCUUAUGUUCAGUUCAGAUAGUUUUCAUUAUGUUGUGAAUAAUUGCAUUAUGUCAGAGAGCCAGAGUCUGUGUAGGUUUACUGAUCCAUAGUUUGUUAUUGAUGCAUAUUUCUGUGUUUGUCCACAGGGCAGCGCUGUGCGACGGGGUGCGUCAUAACUUCAGCAGGAAGGGGGUGGUGGUGACGCAGGGGGAGGGUGUGUCGUCCGAGCGAGCUCUGGAACUGGCCAUCGAGGCGGGGGCCGAGGACUUCCAGGAGACCGAGGAUGAGGAUGAGAAGCCCCUCCUACAGGUAAGACGUGGGUAGGGUCAAUACAUGCAGGAGUGCACUGCUUUGGUCCUCGAGGGCUGCAGACAUGCGAAACAUUUUAAAACACCCUAAUGAACACGACCCAGGGGUUUUCACGUCAAUGUGUAACAUGAGUUGAACAAGAAAAAGCAGUUGUGCCAGGGACAAAUGAAAACCUGACCUUGAGGGUCUGAGUUGUACACCCUUGAACUAGUGUCCUAUCCAGCAUCAAUACAUUACUUUCUCUCUCUCUGUUGUCAGUUUGUGUGUGACAUGACAGAGCUGAAGAAGGUGCGGACCUCGCUGGAAGAACUGGGGGUGCGCACUGUGUCCGCCGGCCUGGAGUUUGUUUCCCACACCCCCACGCAGCUUCCACAAGCUCAGCUGGAGGCAGCCUUAUCUCUGAUAGAAGCCCUGAGCGACUGCCUAGACGUGGUGCGGGUCUGGGACAACAUCCAGGCCCAGAGCUGACAGUCAUUAUGUAUUAUUGUCAUGUUACAUAUUAUGGACAUCUCACGUUAGGCAAUAUUGCACGUUUGGACAUUGAAUUGAACAGACAAAUCUUAACACCAGAUCUGCUCAUCUAUGUACUGUACAAAAGUCAUGGUUGCAGUUAUUUUAAGAAGACACAUUGCACUUGUCAGUGCUAUAAAAAAAAAAUAUUAUCUGGAAGCUCGGGAGCAAGAGAAGUUGGACAGGAUUCAGACUUGAGAUCUGUGUACUUAACUCAAAUUUUCAUGCAAGUCUCCUAUUGACAACCACAAAUAAGGAUUUACGUGAAAGUCUGAGUUGCAGGUGCUUAUUUCAACUCUGAAUCGGCCCGAUUGUGACUAGCAAGGAUUUUGUGUCAGGAAACCAUGUGACACUCGUGUGAACCUGCUUAAAGUCAAAACAACUAUCAUGUCCAAAUAAAACUAUUUAAUUUCUCAUCUGCACAAGAGUGUUUACUGCUCAGAACUCUGGAGGGACUUGGCUACAAUGUCACUGCAUGAAUGUGAUGUUAUCAAACAUGCAUUAUCUGAUACGGUUUGUUUCGGCACUGUUGAUAUAGUCAAUCAUCUCAACACUUAAUAAUUUCAACCUUUCUUGGAACAAAUAUGAUGGGAAAAAUAUUUCUAAACAAAAUGCAUUUGAUAAAUGUUAAAGAUCAACAAUGUCAGUUUGGUUUGUUUUCCUUUCCAUGAUAAACAUUACAUCAGGAAGGAAAAGGCGCAACUCUCGCUCAAUUAAAAACAUACUUUAUUUAUCUAAAUAUUACAAAUCGUGACAUUUUGGCAGUCAAUUGCCUUCAUCAGACUCAUGAUAAAUGUUACAGAAGUCUUUGCUCAAACAAUAUAGAACAUAAAACCCAUCUAUAAUGUUCUCAAUCAUAAAGGGUGUUUAAUUUAUUUUUCAUAUUUCUAUUUAACAUUUAAUAUCAUCAACAUAUAUGAUCUGGCAAAAAAGGCUUAUUUUAACCUUUACUUUAUUUUGUGACAGGAAAUGCCCUGACCUUUACAAAGCCUUCUCCCAGAUCUGUUUGUGCUCUUUC